Messenger RNA from Pygocentrus nattereri (red-bellied piranha), 7805 nucleotides. RefSeq names its product PDZ domain containing 4 (gene pdzd4). The record is from RefSeq and is a predicted model, not a curated record. The transcript has 8 exons. The coding region runs from base 2407 to 5106 and encodes 899 amino acids. Lineage: Eukaryota; Metazoa; Chordata; Actinopteri; Characiformes; Serrasalmidae. Gene Ontology annotation, molecular function: protein binding.
UGAGAGAGAGAGCAGGAUAGAGAGACUGAGAGCGAUAACAGGAGGCUGCUGGUAUUGGCUUCUACUGCAGUGAGCAACGAUAGAGCGAGAGAGAGGGAGAGAGAGAGGGAGAGAGAGAGAGAGAGGGCAAGAGAGCUGCGAGAGAGCUGUAAUGUUCUCUGGUGCUUGCAGCGGUGCUGAUCCAUACACUUUCUGUUCCUGCCUCAGUUCCUACACGCACAUCCACACACACACCUCGCCGGCAUGGCUCCAGCGCAGCCUGGGGGGGAUCCUCUCCUGGAUUACUGCUGGAGCGUCUCCACACUGGACUGAAUGAGCAGCACGCUGAUCCUAUUUUUUCUGCAUGCUGCUAUGCUUCAUUCAUCUGAAAGGCUGGACUAAGCUGGAUUUCACACUGGACCCGCACUAGGGAGAAGGGGAGAAAAGAAGGAGACAGAAGGCGGCGCGUCAUCAGCGGUCAGGAUUUCCUCUUCUUCAAAUCAGCUGGCUCUCACGAUGCCCUUGGUGCCUGGACCUGGGUUUGUCCACACCUGAUGGACAUCUGCAUCUCAUUCAUUCACUAGUGAACUGUGAACAGGCUCUGAUUAGCCUCUGGCUAUAGAGACUCAUCAUCAUUCAUUCCCCACCGCUGCACCGUAUCAUGCUUUUCAUGAGACGACUAUAUGUUGAAAUGUGUAAUGUGUCAGAUAGGUGCUUAUACAUGUGGUAGAGUGUUAGGUGUAUAUAGGUGGACAGACAGGAGAGAUUUGGGUGCUACAGGAAGCAAAAACACUGUAUACAUAUAUAUUGUAUAAUAAGAUGCACAUCAUUUAUAUAUACUUAUUUGUACAUACAAGACAUCCGACAAAGUGCUUAGGACGAUAACAUCAAGGGAGACAUUCACAUUCAAUGAUAUAUGUCAUGUGGGUUGUUAUUUUUGUUGAGAAAUUUUGUCCUGACGAUAGAAACUGAGCUAAUUUUGCCUCAUAUUGUGUCCUAUAUAGCAGUUCUGGAGUAAAUCUCACCUCCACACAGGUAGAAACAAAUAUAAACAAAUAUAAAGGUACCGACAGAAAGCGAGAGUGACAGACAUAUAGAGAGAGGAGGAGUGGGAGAGAAACAGCAGGGGUCCGCUUCAGACGGGCUGUGACAGGUGCAGUCACUCAAACAGUCUCUGUCGUGCAUUCCCUGCAGUUAGAAGGGUGGAGAACGGAUUUGAUGUGAUUGCUGAAUGACAGGUUGGUUCAUAUGAGAGGCUCGGGGUGCGAGGAGUGGGUCGUGUCCCCCCUUUCUCCGGGGAGAAGAGACAGUGUUUGGCGAAGUGUAUCAUGUUGAAAAAAAGGCUAAUAGGGAUAUUUUCAUAUUAUACGUAAGGACUUACCAUUACUGUGUGUGCUUCAUAUCAAAUGUGACCAUGGUGAUGUGAUUGUGCUGUUAUUUUGAAAGAAAUGUGACUAUCAAGGCGGUUCAUGUAAGAAGAGAAAGUGAUUAGGAUGGUUGUUACGCUUAAAACAAGGCUCUGUGAAAGUUGUUAACGCGAUCAGUUCUGGGAUCAUGUUAAUAUGAAUAUGCUCUAAAUUCAAUGGAAAGCUAGCAUACCUGCUUACAUUGGCUGGUAAAGCGAUGGGCCUGUACUCAACAGGUCGAGCACUGUUCCACUGAGAGCUUGCUGUAGCAGAGUCGAUCUGUGACAGGCUGCUAUGUAAUGACACAUAGCAUACGUUUGUUUAAGAAACACAACACAUUACAGAGAAGGGGGGCAUGAUGCGCCUUCUAAGAAUAGCACAGAGAGUACAGGAGUCAGCAAUCUCACUGGGGAAUCCAGAAAACUGGGUGGUAAACACAGCAUAUAUUAGAGUCAGUCUUGGUGUGCCACUCUUUUAAUUAAAGCCUUUGAUUAUGAAGCCUCAUGGGCGAGUUGAUACACAAGGGGCUUUAAGCAUUCAUGCAACAUACGCAAUCAUAAAUCCAUCUAGAAGACUUUGAAGAUAUCAUUCAGUAAUAAGAUUUCAUUUCAAGGCUUAAUAUUUUACCAUCUGCCAUUCAAUCACUGACACUGCUGUGUUGGUGGAGAGCUGUAAACAUCUAACAAAAGCACAGCAGUUUGUAGGGCCUGAACCGAACCUUCAGCUGACACCCUAAAAACUGUACUUCAGAGUGCCAAGCCCUUUCACAUUUACCUCGGCCAGUUUUUUCCGAGGGCCUCACUGAUCUUGCUUUGGUCUUUGAAUGAAGCCGCAGCACUGACUGAAAAAAGAGGAACUGAAUUUCAAAGGCUUUUCAUGGCAAGCAAAGUCAUAACCUUCGACUACAGGGUGGGAUCUCCAUAACUGGACUGUGCUGUAAUUGGCCUCACUGGCUGUUUGAUUCUGGAGCAUCAGAGAGGCAAAAGCAGAUUGAAGAGGCAAACCUGAACCAAGAGCCAAGAUGGGCUGCAACAUGUGCGUGGUGAAUCGGCCCGAGGAACAGUACAGGAUUAUGUUCCAGAAGGGCAACACGAUGCGUCCUAUUGAUGCCGAAAUAAAGCUUAAAGGCAGAAGAUCUUCUCAUCUAUCUCAAGAUAAAGAUGGGCAUCCUCAUGAUCCUUUGCUGCUGCAAGUAGUACGUAAAGCACACAGGAGGAGAGUAGGCACUACAACAGGCACUGCCAGACUAAUGGCCAUCACAGACUGUGUAGACAACUCUACACAGACUGAUAUCAGCUUCCAGAAUUUUCUGGGCACAGGCAAAGGGUCCUGCUCUGGUGGCGUCUCUCCGAAACCUCCUCCGUCUCCUCCGCUGCCCCCACUGGUGGAGCCAUACCUGCUGAAUGAACUCUGCACUCUGGAGCAUGACUGUGCUGAUCUCAAUGACUACCUUGAUGUUGCUAACCACGAGGUGGAUCGUCAAGAGGAGCUGGAAUACGAGGAAGUGGAGCUCUACAAGUCCAGUCAGCAGGACAAGCUGGGCUUGACCGUAUGCUACCGCACUGAUGAUGAGGAGGACCAGGGGAUAUAUGUAGGGGAGGUCAAUCCCAACGGUAUAGCGGCCAAAGAUGGACGCAUUAGAAAGGGAGACAGAAUACUGCAGAUAAAUGGAGUGGAUGUCCAGAACAGGGAGGAGGCAGUGGCUAUUCUUACCAGAGAAGACAGCAUCAACUUCUCACUGCUACUGGCCAGACCGGAGAUAGAGACGGAUGUUCAAAUGGACCCCGAGGACCUGGAUUGUGACUUACCAGUUGGCAUGAGUGUGGACAGUCUUAACACCUCUCACUUGCCCAGUCUGUACCGUCUUCAGCAGCAAAGAGUCCAAACAGGGGUUCUUGAGAACCCGUUACACCGGGAGACACCCAGGCUUAGCCUGGUCACCCUCAAUAAUAGUCAGGAGCUUGACAGUGGUGUGGGCCGCACGGAUGAGAGCACCAAGAAUGAAGAAUCUUCUGAGCAUGACAUUCUUCUGGGCGAUGAGCAGACCAGCGCUUCCAACACCAACACCACGAACACACCACAUAGCCUUCGCAAGUUCAGACCUGGUAGGAGCAGUGGGGGAGAUACACCAUCCCCGCUGCUCCACAUCAAAGAGCUACAUCUCAGCGUGGACUCUCUGGACUGUGGGGGUGCAGGGGCUGGAUACUUACAUGACCCAAUGAGCGCCAUGAUGAUGCCUGGCUUGACCGAGGAGGAGUGCGAGAGGUACCGGGAGUUGCUGGAGAUUAAGUGUCGCUAUGAAAGAAAUUUGAAGAACAGCAAAAUUGGACCAAAAGUUGAGGAAACAGAGAAGAGGGAUGGAGAAGCAGUGGAGGAGGAUGGAGAAAAAGAAGUGGGUCUGGAUGAGAACUGCAACGAGAGCUUGACUCCCCAUGAGAUGGCUCUCUUGGAGGAAGAGCUGCGGCACCUUGAGUUUAAGUGCCGGAACAUUCUGCGGGCACAAAAGAUGCAACAGCUGAGAGAACGCUGCUUGAAAGCAUGGCUGUUGGAGGAGGAGGCUUCAGGGAGAGGCUCCGCUGACCUGCAGGUGUCCCCACUCCAUGAGCUCUCUGAUAUCAAAGAACUCCCAGAGAGAGAGCGAUCAGACAAGGACAGCAGCAGCGCUUACAACACUGGGGGGGAAAGCUGCAGAAGCACACCCUUGGUGAGUGACAACAUCUCUCCUGUGACUCAGAUGGAAGAGUCUGGUUCUCCUCUGCAAGGAAGGCACAGAGACCGACCCAGCUGGAGUGAGAGGGGACGCGCCAGUUUCAAUUCCUCCUACUCACCCAGCAGCUACAAGAAGUUCCAGAUGAACCCUAACAUCAACCCAAAGUUCCGUUCUCUGUCUCGGGAAGGUACUGCUCGUCCAUUGGCAGAUAGUGGAGCACAGGGCAGAAGCUCGAGAGCCAACAGUAUCCAUGAAAGAGCUGGAGGCCGGAGUGCUGAUUCAAGCCCAUACUUCACCCGACGCCACCACUCUAACCGACCUCCGCCUGAACGCUACCAAAGCUGUAUGCAGCUGGGGUCCUCCUUCUCCGAGACUACCAUAGAGCGAACUGUCGAAGGGGAAAGUGAGGCACCCGUGGGCAGUAGUGGUCGGGUAAGCCCCAUGAGCUUAGGGAGCAGCACCCUCGGCCCAGUGCUUCAUUCCAGCCCAGCCAAACACUCCCUGGAUUUGCCUUUGCCUCUUCCCCCUGCCUCCCCACGCAUGGAGUGGAAGGUGAAGAUCCGCAGCGACGGUACCCGCUAUGUGGCGAAACGUCCUGUCCGUGACCGCUUGUUGAAGGCCCGGGCUAUGAAGAUCCGUGAGGAGCGCAGCGGCAUGACCACUGAUGAUGAUGCGGUGAGUGAAAUGAAAAUGGGCCGGUACUGGAGCAAAGAAGAGCGCAAACAGCAGCUGCUAAGGGCCCGUGAACAACGCAGACGUCGCGAGUUUAUGAUGCAGUGCCGGCUUGAUUAUCUCCGUGAUCGGGGCCAGGAUUCAGGGAGGGAAGGUCAGCAGGAAUCAGGCCAGGCUCCAGGCUCAAUUCUGGAGCUGAGUCAGAAGAAGAGCUCAAAAAAGCGCAACCGUCGCAUCUUGGACAACUGGAUCACCAUCCAAGAGUUGCUAGCCCAUGGAUCACGCUCUCCAGAUGGGACCAGGGUAUACAACCCUCUUCUCUCUGUCACUACAGUAUGAGAGAUGAAGGCACAGAGGAAGUAGAAGGAACAAGUGAACAAUGAGAGGAUGAGUGAACGAAGAUGAUCAUUUUUAGCCCUUAAAAAGCUCUAAAUAUCCAUAGCACAUCAUUAUUACAUUUAUGACUUUCAUUACCAAAAUUUAGAUGGAACUUGAAGCACAAUGUCCCAUUACUGAAGCAAAAACCGUGCAAACUGAAUACACAGGCAGAACUAACACUCAAUGCAUUCAACAUUUCAUACACAUUGUCAAAAGCAAACUGCAAAGACAAAGUAAGCUCUGCUAUGACAAAUAUGUCUGAUAGGCUCUAAUAGAAUGGUAAUAUAAUAGAAAAACUGCUGAAAGGCGUAAAAGCACACACAGCAAAUCCUAAAAGCAUCUUUGAAGACAAAGUUUGAAUGUGCUCCAUGCUUCAUAUUUUGACUUGGACAACUGACAUGACAUUACACUGCAUUCCUAUUAACAUAAAUGCAGAAUGUUGUCAUGAUCAACACAAUGCUAAUACAAUCAAGAUAUCGCUUAAUUUUUAGCACAGUUCCCCAAUAUGGCACAGAAUUAAUUGUAUGCCAUUUCUUCUGAGAAAGAAACGACAUACAUGGUGCUGUUCUAUGAUGGUUUUCUUACCUGCAUUAUAUUUGUUUACUGUGGCUCAGUCUGACAAAAACCUGUACACUACAAGCUAAGACACGGAAUCACCUCCUGAAGGGACGACCAUUCUGUGCCCACUCUCAAGUAGUGUUAUUGUGCAUAGAGCCAUGUCGCCUAAUGCAUAAAGUAAAUCCUAUCACCAGCAGCAAAUUGAAGUAUGAACAUGAAAAUGUACUGGACUGGCAGAGGGAUGCCUACAGGUCAUCUGUAAAACAGACCUUUUAGUGCUAUAUCUCUUCAGCAUUCUUCAUGGUGCUAAAGAUGACAGAAGAAUACAACUUUAAAGGAAAACAGACACGUAUUUGGCAAACAUGUAAUGGAUGAAUAAAUAACUCGAAUUUGUAAAUGAAUGUGAGUCAACAGAAAGAAUAACAGUGUUACUGACUGUUCCGACUGCUCUUAUUCUAACCGCCCCAUGCUUACCGGUGACUUUUCCAACUUUUGGACACACUUUUUGCAUGAUUUUAACAGCAAGAGCUAUCACAUAUUAACAGAAAUAUUCUAUGGAUUAUAUGGUUGUAUAUCCAAUGCUCAGUAUACGAUGUAUGUGAUCAGAUUUCUGCUGUCUUUCGUUGCUAUUAAUUUGUUGGUGUGUUAGUCAUAAAGUAGAGUUCUAUGGUUAUAUUGUUAUAACUGUUGACACUUGUUGAUUGAUAUCAGUGGUCCUAUUUACACAAGACAUACCAUGCAUUAGACCUUAAGUGGGAAGUUCAAUGUACUGUUGAAAUGGACAUUUUAGGGAAAUAAAACCAUUUUGUAUGCUUAGUAUAAACCAACUUGUCACUCCAAUGGUUCUUCUUCUCACGUCAAAUUUUGCAUAUAAGGCAACAGAAGACACACUUGGCAUUUAAUCACAGCAGCUUGUGAUUAAGCAUGAAAAGAAGAGCCUUUCCAACAGCAAGAACAUAUUUUAUAGAAUAAGAGCAAUAAAUAAUCACAUAUAAUUUCUCUGAAUUAGGUUUUCAUUGAAACCUCAUACAUAUAUACAAAUAAAACUUCAUACAAUUUCAUUUCUUUAAAUAUAGUUACUGCUCUGACACACACAUACUGAUACAACUUUACAGUUACAUUUUAUUCCCCUGGCCCUAAAGUGUAAACAAUAGCUCGUCUCCCCUGCACCCAGCCAGUUAUAGACACUUAUAACACAGCCCAUUCCAGAGUAAAUACAGAGUAUUUAUAUUAGCUAAUAUGUACAUUCAGGUUUAUACAGCGUCAUUCAGUUAAGUGCAGUAGAACAUGCAACACGUGGCACAGUGGCGCAAGACAUCAGCAUAGCCAAUCAGGAGUAAGGAUGCACACUUUCCAAAACUGCUAAAACUACGUUGAUAGGUCUGUUAGUCCUCUGUCCAGGCAAAUUGUUUUUAGAGCUCUGCAUCCUUCAGGCCUCAUAACACUUAAUGCAAGCACAAGAGUGAAGCUUUAGAGUCUGAGAAAGCAAACAAGCUCAUUAGAGGACAAAGAGAGAGAGGAGGUGCAUUCUGGAGUUGUGCUCUAAAUUUAGCUCAUGUGAUAAUGCCAAAAUUGAUGUUCCUUCCUUCAACGAACAAAGUACACACUCUGUUGAACUUCUGCUCUUAAACAGCCCUAUAAAAGUCUAACUGUACUCUGGAUUAAACAAAUCAGUCUGACUGCAGAUACCAUACGUCAGCUUGUGAAUAUGAGAAAAACCCAUUUAUCCUAAGGUGUAAUUAAUCCUGUUGUUUUAAAUGUUUCUUAUAAAAAAAGAUGAGUGUGUCUAGAUGGAGAUGGAAGUAGUGGUGAGAAGUGGGGGUUGUACUGUACUGUACAGAAGUCAAAGACUGCCCUCCUUUUAUUUGCAUUGCUGUCAAAUGGCCUUUAAAUACAUGUUUGUUCAGUUUUUUUUUAAGUUUCCACUCUUUGCCUUUAUUACAUUUUUUUAAAAAAACUGGUUGCAUAUCAUCUCUGUCCAGUGAAAACCAUGUAUCUCCAUUUUUUUGUGAUUUUUACUUUUCUGCAUCAUUUGAGCUCUGCUGUCUUUUACAUUGUGUGAUGAUUUCAUGAUGAUUGAACUAAUAGAAACACUCCAAAAC